Molecule: messenger RNA, 306 nt
Organism: Chrysochloris asiatica (Cape golden mole)
Lineage: Eukaryota; Metazoa; Chordata; Mammalia; Afrosoricida; Chrysochloridae
Gene: KNCN
Product: kinocilin
Exons: 3
Coding region: 1-306 (101 amino acids)
Cellular component (GO): ciliary basal body; apical plasma membrane; kinocilium
Source: RefSeq, a predicted model, not a curated record
AUGGACAUCCCCAUCAACAGCAGAGACUUCCGCUGUCUGCAGUUGGCCUGUGUGGCACUUGGCCUGGGGGCUGGCAGCAUCAUCGUUGGUGUCUCUGUGUCCAAAGCCGCAGCUGCCAUGGGCGGUGUCUUCAUUGGUGCUGCUGGUCUGGGGAACCUAAGAAUCCACCCCCAUUCAGGGGCAGACCGUGGGGAGAGAGGAUCCAGCGCCAAUGGCAAUAAAGAGGGAACUCGCAGCAGCCUGUCUACUGUGAGCAGGACCCUGGAGAAGCUGAAGCCCGGGGGCCGGGGUGCUGAGGAGGGCUGA